Aspergillus nomiae NRRL 13137 is the source of this 993-nucleotide messenger RNA. RefSeq lists its product as uncharacterized. The transcript has 6 exons. Bases 1 to 993 code for a protein of 330 amino acids. Lineage: Eukaryota; Fungi; Ascomycota; Eurotiomycetes; Eurotiales; Aspergillaceae. The record is from RefSeq and is a predicted model, not a curated record.
AUGGCGAUUGACACCUACUCGAAAACGCAGAUGAUUGCGUUGGGAAUUACUUUCCUAAUUCUUCCGUGUAUCUUCGUGAAUCUUCGGGUUUGGGCCAAGUGGGUUUCACGCGGAGGUAUACAAUGGGAUGACUACUUGAUUUUUGGGGCACUGGCUUUCUCAGUCGCAUGUUCUAUCACACAACUCAUAGGUGCCAUCGAUGGCCAGCUAGGACAGCAUCAGACAACCGGAGCCGAUGGAGAGCCACUUCUCAACGAUCCUCGGUUCCUUACCUAUGAAAAGUGCAAGUUCGCCAGUCAAUUGAUGGCCGUCAUUGGUUUGGGCCUGACAAAACUGUCGCUCCUCGUAUUGCUUCGGGGGAUCUUCUCAAUUUCUCGCGUAUUCAACCAUGUCUCGGCGGCCCUGUUAGGUAUUACGGGUGUCUGGACGAUAUCCUUCUUCUUCAGCAACCUCUUCACUUGUUAUCCCAUAACACCUCUAGUCGAGCCAUUCUAUGGCAACAAGUGUAUCGACAGUGUUUCUAUGUGGUAUGCAUCAUGCAUCACCGACGUGAUCAUCGACGUGUUCAUCCUGGUACUGCCUUUACCUCUGGUCUUCAAGCUACGCUUGCCCAUGAAGCAGAGAUUGGCCGUCGCAGGCAUGUUCAUUAUGGGCGCAGCUGUUAUCGCAAUCAGCAUUACUCGCAUGGCCAUGUACUUCCAUGUCGGAACCACCUUUAUGGAGCACUACAACGAUGAAACGUACUAUACUUCUCCGGUCUUUUUCUGGACGAAUAUCGAAAUCUCGCUCGCCGUCAUCCUUGCCUGUCUUCCGACGUUGCGUCCCCUGUGGGUCGUUAUCCGAGGCAGACCGGUGACCUUUGGCUCCAAAUCUUACGAACCCUACAGUUCCUCGAGACAGAGCGGUCGAUCCGCCCGAAAUCAUAAGAGGAUUCCGGACACAGUCAACGAACUAGACACGAUCAAUCUGGUUGAGAGGUACCCUGAAGUUUGA